Molecule: messenger RNA, 761 nt
Organism: Colius striatus (speckled mousebird)
Lineage: Eukaryota; Metazoa; Chordata; Aves; Coliiformes; Coliidae
Gene: RPL15
Product: ribosomal protein L15
Exons: 4
Coding region: 92-706 (204 amino acids)
Biological process (GO): cytoplasmic translation
Cellular component (GO): ribosome; cytosolic large ribosomal subunit
Molecular function (GO): RNA binding; structural constituent of ribosome
Source: RefSeq, a predicted model, not a curated record
CCGCCGCCGGAAGCGCGCCGCCGCCGCCAGGGGCUGUGGGAAGUACGCGCCUUCCUUUCCGGUGCCGGGCGCCAUCAGCAGGUAGACAGACAUGGGUGCCUACAAGUACAUCCAGGAGCUAUGGAGGAAAAAGCAGUCGGAUGUGAUGCGAUUUCUUCUUCGUGUGCGCUGUUGGCAGUACCGGCAGCUGUCUGCCUUGCACCGAGCCCCUCGCCCAACCAGACCAGACAAAGCUCGCAGGCUGGGAUAUAAGGCUAAGCAAGGUUACGUUAUCUACCGUGUCCGCGUUCGCCGUGGUGGUCGUAAACGUCCAGUCCCGAAAGGUGCAACCUAUGGUAAACCUGUGCAUCAUGGUGUUAACCAGCUGAAGUUUGCCCGGAGUCUUCAGUCUGUAGCAGAGGAACGUGCUGGCCGUCACUGUGGGGCUCUGAGAGUCCUGAACUCGUAUUGGGUUGGUGAAGAUUCCACUUACAAGUUUUUCGAAGUGAUCCUGAUUGAUCCAUUCCAUAAGACCAUCAGGCGCAACCCUGACACGCAGUGGAUCACCAAGCCCGUGCACAAGCACAGGGAGAUGCGCGGGCUGACCUCGGCCGGGCGCAAGAGCCGUGGCUUGGGCAAAGGCCACAAGUUCCACCACACCAUCGGCGGCUCGCGUCGCGCUGCCUGGCGGCGGCGCAACACCCUACAGCUGCACCGCUACCGCUAGUUCCUGUAUGUGUAACUGGCCAAUAAAGCUGAUGUGGCUUGUCCGAUUUUAACAA